AUGACGCGACCAGAGAUAAUACGAGCAGACUCGAUUGAUCUCCAGGAGAAGAAUGCUGCCUCCGCUCAGGAUCAUGCGCGACAACCAAACCAGCCGAGCCCCCUAAGCGUCGGACAACAUGCUCCACAUCAAGCAGAAGCAUUGCGCGAAGUUGCUGCUGAAACUGCGGAUCAGCACUCCCGAAGCCCACGAGUCUCGAAGGAAUGGACUAAUGGCGAGAUCCAACAGCUACAACAGUAUGGGGACGAUGAGCUGGCUGCUGGUGUUACAGCUUCGUUAACAGGAACUGCGGAUCAGCAGCAACAAGAUGAUUUGGCUGUCGCACAGAAUGGCGGCCUAACGGGUUCAACUGCUGAAGACGCAGAUAUGGCAGAUGCAGAGGGCGACGACGGGAUGGAUGAUGAUAUGAUGGACAAGAUCUCAAGCUCUCCGUCAAUCGACGAUGGUGGGUAUUCCCUUCCUCAUAUGUGGCCGCUGAGGUCCGAUUCUCUCUCACGCACAAUUUCCCCAAUAAGUUCUCCAUCAUUUUCACAAGCGUGCUGCGAAAGUUCAUCGCCAUAUGUGGAGACGCCUGAUUUCUAUCCACUGCGACCACUGCGCGAGACGAUCGACAAGGGUGUGGCUCCAGAGGUACAGGCUCAAAGCGAUCAUCAUCUUCUUCUUCUGGGUGAGUAUCCGGACGACUCUGACGACAACGAAAUCGAACAUGACGCGCUAUGUAGCGACUUCUCCCGACUAUCAAUGGAUGUGGUUGGGGCGUCUAUCGAGCAAUACGACCAAGAUUAUGACCUAAGCUACUAUUCUGAAGAGCAACCUGCAGGAAGUUCUGAACAACAGUAUGAAACCGGGAUUGAGGAGGAUGAAACGGCAAUGACUAUUCCUUACGAAGAUUCUGAGGAAGAAGAAGAUGAUGAUGAUUACGAUAUUCCCUAUGCUGAUGACUCUAGAUUUAUUGAUUCUGGAUGGGGUGGAGAAUGCUUACAAGAAUUAGAGGACAUCGAUUUCGAAUUCGUCUACGCCCUCCAUACGUUCGUUGCAACUGUCGAAGGCCAAGCGAAUGCCACGAAAGGCGACACGAUGGUCUUACUAGAUGAUAGCAAUAGCUACUGGUGGCUUGUAAGAGUAGUGAAAGACAGCAGCAUUGGUUACUUGCCGGCAGAACAUAUCGAGACACCAACAGAAAGACUGGCACGUCUGAACAAACAUAGGAAUAUUGAUCUCACCUCAAAUAUGCUCGGUGACCAAGCGGAGAAGACCAAAAACCCUCUGAAAAAGGCCAUUCGGCGAAGAACUACCAAGACCGUCACUUUCACCGCUCCUACCUAUGUUGAGGCCUCAGACGUCGAUUAUUCAACCGACGAGGAGGAAGCUGACGGAGAUUAUUAUGGCUCCAAUGGGCAACAAGAGCAGAAUGGUGACCAGCAAGAACAAGACCCUGACGAGGACGAGAUAGCGCCCAUAGAACCUCUUAAACCACGUGCUGAGGUGCGAGAAGUAAGGUCCGAUUCGACCGAUCCGGAUGAUAAAGAUGCGACUGCGAAGAGCAGCUCCGACACUGCCAGGACAAGUGACGAGAUAUUUGAUGGGAAGCUAGAAAGCAGCAAAUCCAGAAAUGGCACUGUAAGGAAUACGGAUUCCUUCUUCAAGGACGAUUCAGUGGAAACCAGAAAAAUCACACUUACUCCGAACUUGCUCCGCGACGACUCAAGUAGCUCUCCUCGAACAUCAAAUGAAUCAAAAGAACUCAAACAACGACCAAGUCUUGAUAAACUCGAGAAAGACUUGGUUAGUGACAAGAAAGACAAGAAGGAUCGGAAAGAUAAGAAAGACAAGGACAAGAAGCCAGGAAUGCUUAGUGGAUUCUUCAAACGGAAGGACAAGAGGUCUAAGUCACAAGAUGAUGAUGUCGACGACGGCCUGGUUGCGACUCACUCUCCAGAAGACACAAGGGCCUCACCUGUCCCCAGCAAGGAUUCUGAUGAAAUAACUUCAGCACCAGACGAAACUCCGGCAGAAGAAAUCCAAAAACAACCGAGCAAGUUACAGAAGCAACCAAGACCGGAUGCGUCGCCGACCCGGUCAAAAUCUGGACAAAUUAGAGAGCCGAAAGCUCUGGAGCCGCUUCAGAUCCCAGCUCCCGAGCGGCCGCCUCCAGCUGAAUCCGCUCAAGCGCCUUCUAUGCGUCUGGUGCAGCCUGAACCAGCCGAUGAGCCAACUGAGCAUGCCCCUGACGUCUCUCCUGAGCUUUCUAGAGACGCCCAACCUGACCUCACGGCACCGAAGGAACAGAAAUCAGUAGGACCCAUCUCGAAAAUGCUUCGGUCCGCAAGUUCUUCGGAGUCCAAACCUGUCAAGGCAAAGAAGGCCAAAUCACGUGUCGAACUCGAUGACUUUGAUACCUCAGAAGAAAACUCCCCUGUUACAGAGCCUGUCCGAGAACCAAGCAGGCAGGAUCAACGUCCAAUUCCUGGAAGCUUUCCCGACAGUUACAUUGGAAGCCCCUCAAGUGAGAAACCCGAUGCCAUGGAAGAGAGGCCAUCAGAGUCACCAGAGGUGGUGUCACCCCUUACACCCUCCAACCCUCACCCUCCUCCUCUCAUGAUUGACUCAUCAAGUCAAGAGGAACCGCCGUCCCCUGUUUCGUCACCAUCACCAGAGCUUAUUGAUGCUGAUGAUGCUCGAGACAAAAAGGCCGGCAGUUCAACAACCUCUACGUCAACCGCUACUUGGAGUGAUGCCCACCUCAGAAGUUUCUUUGACGAUGAGGGUGACAUUAAGGAUCUGUUGGUGGUCGUAUAUGACAAGUCCGGCGUGGUUCCUGCCGGACCUGAUCAUCCCAUCACUGGGAACCUCUUCAAGGCAGAAAAUGCUAAAUUGGCAGAUAUAACAAGCCGUCUAGAUGGAAUGCUUGGUGACUGGCUGGCUCGCAAGAUGAGAACCCAGGCCGCCAGGUAG
Amorphotheca resinae ATCC 22711 is the source of this 2955-nucleotide messenger RNA. RefSeq lists its product as hypothetical. NCBI's taxonomy places the organism in Eukaryota, Fungi, Ascomycota, Leotiomycetes, Helotiales, Amorphothecaceae. The record is from RefSeq and is a predicted model, not a curated record. Gene Ontology annotation, cellular component: microtubule cytoskeleton; cell tip. The transcript is spliced from 5 exons. Gene Ontology annotation, biological process: establishment or maintenance of actin cytoskeleton polarity. Gene Ontology annotation, molecular function: protein binding. Bases 1 to 2955 code for a protein of 984 amino acids.